Molecule: messenger RNA, 1962 nt
Organism: Argentina anserina (silverweed cinquefoil)
Lineage: Eukaryota; Viridiplantae; Streptophyta; Magnoliopsida; Rosales; Rosaceae
Product: protein SHORT INTERNODES-like
Exons: 2
Coding region: 497-1618 (373 amino acids)
Biological process (GO): positive regulation of DNA-templated transcription
Cellular component (GO): nucleus
Molecular function (GO): DNA-binding transcription factor activity; DNA binding
Source: RefSeq, a predicted model, not a curated record
UGCUUCUUCGGCUGCUCUGUCUGAGAGAGAGAGAGAGAGAGAGAGCUGAAAAGCUCAUCAACACCUGCAAAGAAAUCAGAGAGAGAAAGAAAGAGAGAGACAUAAAUUUAGAGAGAGGGGCAUGGCGGCGUUGCAGAGGAGGAUGUAAAUUCCAAGUCUUUAAUGCUAGCUCUUCUAUACAUCAAUCUUAUAUAUAUUUUUUCCAAGGAGAUAAGAGAAAAAAUAAACAAGAAUUUAAAAGCCGCGAGUGCUAGAUUCAUUGACGACGCUCUAACCAACUGAGGUACAACAUCUGUCUCGCAGUUACAGCAGAGAGUGAGACACAAACUCACAUGUUGGUGUUGUUUUAGGUAAGCCGAAGCUUGAACUCUCUGAUGAGUUUGUGGAAAAGGUAGAGAAUUUGAGAUCGAGCGAGGGAGAGGAGUGAGGGCUAGAGAGGAGUGAGUUGGUCUGAUAUGGAUAUUCGGUUACAAUUGGGGGUAGGGGAAGAGAAGCAAUGGCUGGUUUUUUCUCACUAGGAGGAGGUCGGAGCAGUCACAAUCCGGAAAGCAGGAACCAGAAUCAGCCGGAAUCAAGUCAAAUUCCGCCAGAGACGUUGUUUUGGUACAAGAAUGAAGAGGGCAUGCCUUUCAAAGGAAGCUUCGAGCUAUGGCAGCACCAGCAGCAGCAGCAACUACAGCAUCACCACCAUCAGCAACAGCAGCAUCUCCACCAGCUCCAGCUCCAGCAAGAUCUGUACGCCUCUGCCGCUGCUCUAGGCGUCGGCCCCAGCAGCAUCAACGUCUCCGAUGAGUCGUCGUCGCGGCCCUUCAUGAUUAUGAGACCCUCCUCGUCCGGCGGAGGAGGAGGUACAGGUGGAGGUGGUGGUGGUGGUGGAUCGACGUCCGGGAGCUCCGUUAGCUGUCAAGACUGUGGCAACCAAGCUAAGAAAGAUUGCGUGCACAUGAGGUGCAGGACUUGCUGCAAGAGCCGAGGGUUCGAGUGCGCCACCCACGUGAAGAGCACGUGGGUGCCGGCAUCGAAACGCCGGGAGAGGCAGGAGCAGCACCUCACGACGCUGCAGCAACAUAGUCAUCAAGAAGUUCAAGUGAUCCGGGGAGGAGGGGAGAAUCCAAAGAGGUUGAGAGAGAGCAAUCAUCCGAAUAAUCCAAGCUCCAAUUCUUCACUGGGAGCUUGCACUCGCAUUAUCGCUAACACGUCAGGGUUGGAGGUGGGGAAUUUUCCGCCCGAACUGACCUCCAACGCCGUGUUUCGCUGCGUGAGAGUGAGCUCCAUCGACGACGAUGAAGACCAGUACGCAUAUCAGACGGCAGUGAACAUAGCCGGCCACGUGUUCAAGGGAAUUCUCUACAACCAAGGGCCUGAUACUAGUAACUAUAAUAAUAUGAGCACAGGUGGGGAGAGCUCGUCUGGGGGUGGAGGAGGCGGAGGGGGAGGUGGCGGAGGAGUCAUUCAACCACUCAAUCUCAUCAAUGCAGCUCCCACUACAGCCGGCAGUGGUGGUGUAACGGUGGCAGCCGCUUCAGGUUCUGGGACGUUAAUGGAUCCUAACUCUCUAUACCCGGCUAACCCAUUUAUGGCUUCGGGUACGCAAUUCUUCCUACCACCAAGAUCUUGAUGAUCAUUUGAUUGAUCAAAACAAACAACAUUCUUCUUCAUGGUCCUCUUCUUCUUCUUGACUAGUAGCUACGAGUACUAGGACGAUUAAAUCGUCAUGUCAGAUUAAUAUUUGAUGAAUGCCUUGCAGUGGGAUUUGACCCUCACCCAAUCGAACUAGAAUAGGAGUAGAGAGACAGAAAGGAAACUGAGGUAGAGAUUGAAAGGGGAAAAUGAGGCGGAACGUGUUUGUUUUGUUGAUAAAUUCGAUCGAAACUAGCUACUGCUUAAUCAUUUAGUUCAAACAUGUUUAUGAUCAUUGUUAAUUAAUUCUCCUUCUUCAAGUCGUUCAAUAAUUUUCUUGUU